AUGUAUCCGGGAUAUUUUGCAUUAUUCCAUAGAACCAUUGCGGAAAAUAAUGGAUUAUUAGCACAAAUGUGGAAAGAAUAUGCGUUGAGUGAUUCAAGAUAUCUUACUAGUGAUCCUUUUGUAGUGAUUAUGGAAAGCAUUACUGCA
Racocetra fulgida is the source of this 147-nucleotide messenger RNA. Lineage: Eukaryota; Fungi; Glomeromycota; Glomeromycetes; Diversisporales; Gigasporaceae. The record is from the annotation of a GenBank genome assembly.